AUGCUGGAACAGGAAGUCGACGAAAAUAACAGAAAACGGAAGUCUAUGGCGAAGUCUUGGAGAUGCCUUCAUCCAGUAGUGGAUCCAGAAAGGCUCAUGAUGAUGUCGCCGGUCGUCGACCAGUCAUCGUUGAGCGAGUGCACCUUUCGAAAGCGAUGUGACCACUGUGACCGGGGUCAGACAUUUACUCCAUGCAUCGGACGCGGGAUCCCAGCGAUCAAAUUCCGUUAA
Molecule: messenger RNA, 231 nt
Organism: Soboliphyme baturini
Lineage: Eukaryota; Metazoa; Nematoda; Enoplea; Dioctophymatida; Soboliphymatidae
Source: the annotation of a GenBank genome assembly